UCUGAGCCCAAGUGGUUACAGUUCCACCAAUUCCUGAGUGCCCUGUGUGCCCGCCUGUGCAAGACCCAGGGACAGCAGUGACCCACACAGGCCAUCUCUUCCUCUUGGGGCCUGGUGGCAAUGACCAGAGUCGAGACCCUGGAGAAGUACCUGCAUUGUCUCUCCUCCCCCUUCCUCCCCCUUGGAGUUGUCCCCUCUGCCCCCACCUCCCCCAGGGGAGGUACCCCAAAGGCAGAUGUCUGCAAAUUGGAACCGGCAGAGGAAGUGGCCUGUCAGCCCGUCCCCCUGCUACCCCAGGCUACCUUAAGCAUCUCAGCUGUUGGCCCACAGGGCGGAGUAGCCUUCUUUAGCUGUUCCCUUCUCCCUCUGAAGAGAGAUGGGGCUUGGUGAGCCCACCUCAACCGAGACCGCUGCUCCUUCUUCCACUUUGUCUUAGAGAAAGGGAGUGCUCCGAGGGGGAACCGUCUCCUCUGGGAGAGAGAGCACUGCAGCGGCCCCUAGCCCAGUGAUGGGGAGUAUGGCCCCCAGCGACAUAAUGGCAGCAGGGCCCAUGGCACCAGGCUUCUUCCAGGGGCCCCCUGGUUCCCAGCUGCCCCCCCACAACCCCAACGCCCCCAUGAUGGGGCCUCAAGUUCAGCCCUUCAUGUCACCGCGGUUCCCAGGGGGCCCCCGGCCCACCCUGAGGAUGCCGAAUCAGCCUCCUGUGGGCCUCCCCAGCUCCCAGCCCCUCCUCCCUGGCGCCAUGGACCCCUCCCAGCGUGCUCAGGGACAUCCAAGCAUGGGCCCCAUGCAGAGAGUGACGCCUCCACGGGGCAUGGCUGGUGCUGGGCCCCAGACCUACGGAGGUGGCAUGCGACCUCCCACCAACUCCCUUGCUGGCCCUGGCCUUCCCACUAUGAACAUGGGGCCUGGAGUUCGAGGACCAUGGACCAGCCCCAGUGGCAACUCGAUCCCCUAUUCAUCCUCUUCCCCCAGCAGCUACACGGGACCCCCAGGAGGAGGUGGGCCUCCUGGAACACCCAUCAUGCCCAGCCCUGGAGACUCUACCAACUCCAGUGAGAACAUGUACACCAUCAUGAACCCCAUCGGGCCAGGCGCCGGCAGGGCUAACUUCCCGCUGGGGCCUGGCUCAGAGGGCCCCAUGGCGGCCAUGAAUUCGAUGGAGCCUCACCACGUGAACGGAUCCCUGGGCUCGGGAGAGCUGGACGGGUUGCCAAAGAGCUCCCCCGGCGCCGUGGCCGGCCUGAGCAACGCCCCCGGCACCCCGCGGGACGAUGGCGAGAUGGCGGCCCCCGGGACCUUCCUGCACCCCUUCCCGAGUGAAAGCUACUCCCCCGGGAUGACCAUGAGCGUGUGAUGGGCAACAGCCCCCUUGUCCACUGCCGGACUCGGCUUCUGCCCAAUGCCCCUGCCCAGGGCCACAGUCCAGGGGCUGGGGGUCUGCAGGGUAAGGGUCUGAGGUCACACCUCAGGCAGCUGGACUCCUGGUCAAGGCUUGGACGCUGGGAGGCCCAGCAGGAAGGACUUUCUCAUUUUAUAAAAAAAAUGCAAGGACCUCAGAGACACUCUCCUGAAUGGGCCCUGCCUACCAUUUCUGUAUUAUGGAGGAGGGGGGCUCAAUGGGGAACCUCCUUUCCCCUGGAUGGCAGGGGGUGGGCCCCAUCAAUAAAUGUAAUUUUUUUUUGGUACUUGUUCUCAUGUUUUUUCAUGUUGACUUGCAGCCUCACUUUCAAGGGCUUUGGUUAUUAGGCAGAGGCACUGGGUUCUGGAAAAUUUGGGGUUUGGGCCAACAGCUGAAUGUUGAAAGAUAGAAGAAUUCAGCCAGACUUAAGGGGUGCUUAGGGUUAAGUCUGGCACCAAAAACCCACAGGCAGAGAUAUGUGGCUGACAGUGGCACUAGCUUUAUUUAGUGGGGGAUCUGGAAGGAUAAGUUCCUGAGGGACAUGGUGGCAGGAAUUAAGGGACUGUGUGGCCACAGCUUCAGGUGGUAGGUGUCUUGGGUGCCUCAGCCUGGGAGUGCCCAUUGGCAUCACCAGUACAGCCAUUGGGGGCACUGGGAGCUGACCCUUUCUUGAGUGGCACAGGGCAGGCAGCUACCACAGGCCCAACCAUCUUGAGGCCAGGACGUUCCAUCUUGUGUUCCAGAAGCAUAUGGUUCUGCGGUGGUAGCCCCACACAGGCCCUGGGGGUAAGACAUGGGUUCAGUGGGGCCAGCUCCCUAGACUGCCCCCACAACCUUAAUCCCUAGGAUCCAUGCACAGCCUGGUGGGUGGCCACCUGGGCCACAAGUGGAGACUCCCAAGACCAGGCCCACCUGAGGAUGUUCUCAAUGCAGCUGCGCUGGCGGAAAAGGGCGUUGACCACCGGGCUGCCAGGUGGCACAAGUGGUGCCUUGAACAGGAAACUCAGCAGGGACAGCACCGGAUGGAAGCUCUGUGGUUCCGGGUCAGCAUCAGUGCAGAAGCUUACACGCUGACACAGCUCAGUCAGCAGCAGCAGGUCCAACAUUAUGGGGGCAGCCAGAAGCGAGUCCUGGGGACCAAGGUGUCAGGAGGAGUGUGCAGCAGGGGUGGCCC
Molecule: messenger RNA, 2576 nt
Organism: Talpa occidentalis (Iberian mole)
Lineage: Eukaryota; Metazoa; Chordata; Mammalia; Eulipotyphla; Talpidae
Gene: SSBP4
Product: single stranded DNA binding protein 4
Exons: 15
Coding region: 509-1357 (282 amino acids)
Biological process (GO): positive regulation of transcription by RNA polymerase II
Cellular component (GO): nucleus
Molecular function (GO): single-stranded DNA binding; protein binding
Source: RefSeq, a predicted model, not a curated record